GUUCGAGGGGCGUAUUUAUCAGAAGAUAAAAGCGACAUUGCGUCAAGCCUGAAUGAUAUUAGAAAUGUAAGAAGGAAUUUGUGUGUUCUACAGAGCAAAAUGGGAUUAAGGGCUUUUGUAGCUGUAGUCUGUUGUUGCAGGACACCUUGCUGCCUCAGGCAACAAAUGAGCUUGGAAUGGUCAAGCAAGACAUACUUCAUUUUCAGGCGCAAGAGCUGCUAAUGCACUUGUGACUGUAAGCUAGAACUCUCAAGGAUAGCAAUCCCUGGUCAGACACUUAUUUGCUUCACUUUUCUGCUAUUGCUAUUUUUGGUGUGGUCUUUGACCAGCCAAGCUUACGAGGCUGGGGAUGGCGCCCUAACAUCCUGGCCGCCUCACGGGCCACAGAGGUUGGACUCUGCGAGUGCCAAUGUUAUGAAGUGGAUCGGUCCCUGAACUUCUUGAUCAAUGUUUUGGGUAGGCCUUGACAACUGCUGCAGGCAGUCAAAAACCUUAGUGAUCAGGUAUUUUCUUCGUGUUACAGGGGCUCAGGGUGCCUAGAGUAGGCACCAGCUACAACAAGCCGCAUGCAACUGUAAAUGGAGGAUUGCUGUGGGCCUGCAGAAAGGGCGUGGUAAGGCAGAUUUAUGGACCUUCUGACCUAUUUCAUGGACCGCAUCGCAGACUUCUCCUCCAGGACAAUUUUACGUACAAACACGACGGAGGCUUUCGAAAUCUGGGGCUCCGAAAGGAUGUGGAUACUUGGAGAGUUAGAGUGGGUUCAUCAGUAAAUGACAGGAAUCCAUAUAGUCUGCCAGGGAUGCGGCACGGCUGACUGCUGGCUGGAUGGAUGUAUCGAACAGCUUCGACCUUCUCUCGUUUCCACGACAUCCUUGGUCGCUCACUUCACUUUCCAUCCCAACUUACUGUUUUGAUAUCUUUCCCAUCUAUUCUCUUCUUUGACUCUACCUUUCCAUAGAACCGGCACCUUCCAUUUAGGAGCACGCAACCAGUCUGCUUUCUGUCAGUCAACUUUGUCAGUCGACCUUUCCCCGCCAAGAUGUCUGAUCAAGCAGUCCUACGUAUAUCAAGGGAACUCGCUCAGAUCCAGCAUGCUGCAGAUCUCUCCAUCGCUGUCGAUUACGAUGAAUCUGAUAUUCGACAUGUCCGCGCAGUCAUCCUAGGUCCUCCCGAGACUCCGUAUCAAUUUGGUUUCUUUGAGUUCGCGAUUAAAUUCGGAAAAGAGUACCCGGCGCGGCCCCCGGACGUACGUGCUUUGACGACCAAUGGAGGGUCCUGCAGGUUUAGUCCAAAUCUCUAUGCCGGAGGAAAGGUCUGCUUGUCGAUUCUAGGAACUUGGAGUGGUGAUAGAGGAGAGGAAUGGUCGUCCGCGCAGGGGCUAGAGUCCGUUUUGAUCUCAAUUCAGAGCCUGAUGUCCUCGAAUCCUUACGAGAACGAACCUGGAUUCGACGAUGCCAAGUCGGACUCGGACAAACUGAACAUGGAGCAGUACAAAUGCAAGAUUCGCCACGAGACCAUUCGAAUCGCUGUUAUUCAACCCUUAGAGGCCGCGCUGGGUAUAUUGCCGGAUGGGACCGAGAAAUCUCCUAUCAACAGGGAUUCGGCAGUUACUGACAGUUCUGAGGAUGAAGCCGUCGCAUCUAGUACACCAUUUUUUGACCUUCGCAAGCGGCGUUUUCUCUGGUAUUACGAAUCGUACAUGCAGCUCGUCGAAUCCGAGGCCCGGUUCGUUCAGCCUAAAAGUCGGUUCCAGUGGAUGCCUUUCGAGCAUGCCAACAAUGCCAUGGACGGACACUUCAAUUAUCCUGAACUGAAGCGUCGGCUAGCUCUUAUCAGGGACAAUAUUUCCAAAGAGACAGAGGGAUGGAAGUUACAAGGACUCCAGGCUAAAAAGGAUGAGAUUGGAAUCGCAGUGAAUCUGCAGCGCCAGUUUGAGCAAAUCGUUGAGAAUCUGAAACACCACAAGAACUACUCGCUCGACUUGAACCUAGUUGACGAGAACCCUUUCCUGUGGAGACUUACAUACUUUGGCCGGCCGACAACGCCCCUCGAGGGAGGUAUCAUCAAGAUUAGGAUACAUCUGAGCACUCAAUUCCCUAAGGAGCAACCUAGAGUUUUCUUGGAUGCGCCACUUUCUCAUGUGCGUGUAUCGCCGCAGGGCGUUCUAUGCUAUCUUCCGAAGAAAACUGAAGAUAUGCGCCAUCAUAUUGAAGCAAUUGUGGCCGCACUGGAAGAGGAAGACCCGCCAUACGACCCCCGUACUACGGUCAACCCAGAGGCUUCGAAGCUGUUCUGGGGUUCUCCUGAGGAUCGUAAAAAGUACAAAAGAACGCUCAGGAGAGAUGUCGAAAGAUCAGUCGAAGAUGCACUUGGCUGAGCUCUAGAUAACACCAGGCGUCAGCAUACUCGCGGAUGGCCGGACAUGAAGGCAAUCCACCUUUUACCACUGCAUCUCUUUGAACCAUGAGUACGAUGAUUGUGUUAUCAGCUUAAGAGACUGUCUUGCAUAACACUUUCCCUUCGUCUGAGGCCAGAUGUUGUUUCAAGAACUUCUUCAGGGCUAAGCGUUUUUCUUUUCAAUGAAUCGUUCCAAGGCCCACCACACUUGCUAUAUUAUUUAAAACGCUGUACACUCGAAGUCCUGGAAGGUAUCUCCUUGUAUCGAAGCAUCGAGUCAAAGUUUUAGUGGCUGAACGUUGGUUGAGCGUCUGAUAUACAUCGUAGAGUGCAAGUCACGUGCCAAAUACGGAGUUAGCCCCAGUCCGCCCCCAGACGGACGGACUGACAGACCCCGAAAUUAAGCCAGAU
This is a messenger RNA of Aspergillus calidoustus, 2808 nucleotides long. Lineage: Eukaryota; Fungi; Ascomycota; Eurotiomycetes; Eurotiales; Aspergillaceae. The record is from the annotation of a GenBank genome assembly.